Molecule: messenger RNA, 1191 nt
Organism: Cyphellophora europaea CBS 101466
Lineage: Eukaryota; Fungi; Ascomycota; Eurotiomycetes; Chaetothyriales; Cyphellophoraceae
Exons: 1
Coding region: 1-1191 (396 amino acids)
Molecular function (GO): hydrolase activity
Source: RefSeq, a predicted model, not a curated record
AUGAAGCCAACCGACAGCGACGCUGCUGCAGCCGACGUCUCUGCCAGCGACUCGGUAGUUCUAACACAGCUACUGACAAGGAUCGAGUCGACCAAUCCGACGCUUUCUAAAUCUGGAGGCUCGGGCGAACGUGCCAUCGCUGGCUACCUCGAAGCAUGGUUCAAGCAUAGGGGAAUUGAAUGUCACAGGAUCGAGCCAGUAAUCGGUCGGCCAUCUGUGGUGGGAGUGGUGCGAGGCACAGGGAGCGGCAAGAGUCUGAUGAUCAACGGCCAUAUCGACACGGUCAGCCUGGCGGGAUAUCUGGCAGAGCCUCUUGCCGGUGCGAUGGAAGAGCGGAACGGCAGAGAGGUGAUCACAGGGCGAGGGGCAAUGGAUAUGAAAAGCGGCAUCGCAUCUGGGAUGGCGCUGCUUGUCUACGCCCAGCAGCAUCCGCUCAAAGGCGACAUCAUCCUUGCGGCCGUCUCUGAUGAGGAGCACCUCUCAAAGGGCACGGAACAGUUGCUGGCUGCCGGGUGGCGCGCAGAUGGAGCUGUGGUGACGGAGCCCACCUGUCUGGCUCUUGGUACAACACACAAAGGUUUCGCAUGGGUAGAAAUCGAUGUCCUCGGUGUAGCCGCACAUGGGUCUAUGCCCCUUGAGGGCGUGGAUGCCAUCGCGAAGACGGCGAAAGUCAUCUCGGCGCUUGAGGAGUAUGCGCCCACGUUGCCCACGGACGAGAUGCUGGGCCAAGCCAGUCUUCACUGUGGACUCAUCACUGGCGGAGAGGAGCCCUCAAGCUACCCGUCGAAAUGCACGCUCACCGUCGAGUUUCGCACGGUCCCAGCCCAAUCAUCCGAUCAGAUCGUCCGCGACGUUACAGACCUUCUGACAGAGAUUUCAAUGACCGAUGCGAAGUUCCAAUUCCGGGAACCUCGCUUGACAUUCGAACGCAAGCCACACAAGAUCGGAGGUGACCAUCCCUUGACGCAACUGACUAGGGCUGCCGCCGAGCAGGUCCUUGGCCAGGAAGUCAAGCCGCAGGGCGUCUUCGGGUGGUGUGACGCGGCCCUGCUGGCCGAAGCGGGCGUUCCGUCGCUUGUCUUCGGGCCCACUGGUGAGGGCCUGCAUGGAAAUGAUGAGUGGGUGGACGUGGAAAGCAUUCGGCAGACAACGGACGUCCUGCAGAAGCUGGCAGAGUCUUUCUGCAACUAG